UGGCUUCUCUCCCCAAUCGACUCCCUUGUAGCUGGAGACUGCACUGUUGAACUCCCAGAAUCUACAGUUCCAGAAACGUCAGGUGGCAUGGUUCCGGCCGGCCACACUGACAGAGUUAGCGGCCUUGCGGAAGGCUCACCCAGACAGUCGUGUAGUCUGUGGGAACACCCAGCUAGGAGUGGACAAACGGCAUCUCAAGCUCUCCUACCCCCAGCUGAUAUCGCUCACUCAAGUACCAGAACUCCAAAUGGUGGAGGUGACAGAGGCUGGUCUCCGUGUGGGAGCGGCGGCCUCCAUCCAGGGUCUGCGUCCUGUGGUGAGGGCGAUCAUCGAGGAACUGCCGGAACACAAGAGCCGAGGGUUUGCCGCGCUGCUGGAGACGAUGUCAGUGUUUGCCUCCACACAGAUCAGGAACGUGGCC
Molecule: messenger RNA, 421 nt
Organism: Aplysia californica (California sea hare)
Lineage: Eukaryota; Metazoa; Mollusca; Gastropoda; Aplysiida; Aplysiidae
Product: xanthine dehydrogenase/oxidase-like
Molecular function (GO): FAD binding; oxidoreductase activity; iron ion binding
Source: RefSeq, a predicted model, not a curated record